ACCAGGCGCUACUCAGACAGCUAUGGUGGAGAAGCCCUGCGUUUCCAUAGCAACAAACUAAAGGGAAUGUGCGGGUGCUACUGAGAGCUGGUUAUUUCAUCAUUGAAAAUUACGUGAAUAAAUGAAUAGUAAACCACUCACCGUGUCCCUCAAUCAAAUGCCUGUUCCUGGGCCACCAUCUGCAUCCAAACCAGAGGGCAGAAAAAUGAAAAGUAGUUUAUCUCUGGUACCUGUCAGCAGUAGAAGUGCAGAGCUCCCUCAGCUAAGAAACAAAUCAAGUAUGCUGGACUGUUCAGGGCCUCUUCCCACUUCCCUACAGUGCGAUUUCAUCCCAAAAGAGAUCCUUCUAGCUCUGACUUCUGCUGCCAGUAGUGCCUAUAGCCCUGAAUAUUUAAGACCCCUCAAGAAAAACACAAGUGCAAAAGACUUCAAGGGGAGCAUACGUGUCCCAGAUGGGCUCUGGCAACAUCCCAUUCGCCGGAACAAGUUCAAAUACCUCAUAGACCAUCCCAUCUGUUUGACGGGAGCUGGAAGGGAUGUCUCAUUUCUAUAUGACAUAGCUGGAAAAGAAGAUGGACAAAAGAUGUCUCCAGCAAGCCCUUUAGCUGAACCACAUCAUUAUGAUUCAUCCAUGACUAGUGCUACAAGUGUAGCAGAUAGCCUUGUCCCUGAAGAAUUUCACAUUGUGAAGAACAAAGGAGUCCUGGGCUUGGAGUAUUAUGAUGAUAAAUACACAACUCUACUUGAAGAUAGUGAAAAUAGACUGCGGCUAUUCCCAUCCAUGAAACCAUCUGGGAGAUUAGAGGUCAUCCAGCUAAUGAAGGUGAUGGACACCAUGCUGGAGAAGGCUGGAGUAGAUGAUGAGCAAAUUGGGAUAACAGGACCUUCACAGUUGCACAAUGUAUUGGAGGUGCUGAAGACAGAGCAGAACAUUUACAACAUAGUGUUCCAUGAGCUGAUUCGACAGGUCAGUGUGGAUUGUGCAGAGAGAGGAGAACUGCUUUCUAAGCUUAGGCAGAGGUAUGUGCAUCUGCUGGAUCGAAUCCCCCAACAGAUGAGAAACCUUUACAAAGAAAUGAUGGCACAACGAGUAAUGGACAGGCACAUUACAGAAGAGUUAUACAACUUCAAGGAAUCUGUUGGACAGCUGACCAGUGAGCUAUGUGAGGUCCGAGAACACGACUUCAGGGUGACAAGAGAAGCAGAACGGGCCCAUGAGGAGCUGGCUGAUGCAGUGCGGGAUGCUGAGCUGAAUGCAAAUCUUGUGGAAGAAUAUCGUGAGUUGUAUGAGUUACAAAGAGCAAGGCUUGAGACCCAGCUGCUCCAGUUAACCCAAGAGAAAGAAAUCUGGAGCUCAGCUACAUAUGACCUGGCAAUGAAGGUGAUCGAAAGAAACCAGCUCACGUUGUCUCGCAAGCUCUAUGUUAGUGAAAAGGCAUGGACCAAAGUCAUCAAACACUUCAUAGUGCUUCUGGCAUCACAGGACACAGCAGACCUUUCCAAUUUGCAGGAGAUGACUGAGCAGUUCAGGGAGCUGUUGAACCGCAUUGGAGUUGAAGUGGAACAUGCUGAAAACUCCAGCAGGGAGAAGUUGCGAAUGGUUCAGAAUGGCCUCACCAAGUGGAUGCAGUACUUCCAGGACAAUGCUUUCAGGAAAGCAAGCUUCUCUAAUAUGAAGGGAGAAGUAUUGGAGGAAAUCCUGCAGGACUUCAAGAACUUGGAAAAUAUGUUAAAUGAGGACCUGGAGCAAUAUGGAGGAGAAGUUCUAUUAAUGAAGACGGAGACCCUCAAGACUGCUGCCAACCUGCAGAAACGUUGGACAGAACUGGGACAAACAGUGCUUAGUCGUCACAAGGACAUUAAUGGGGUGUUGCCUCCAGAGCUCAGAGCCAUGGAAGAAAUAAAUGAACAUGCAAAUGAGCUUUGCCAACAGUACAGCGUAAGAAUAAAUGGGGAGAAUGGGAUAACCAGGAUUUUGACAGGUUUAGUGAGCAGUAUGGAAGAUUGGACAUUCAAGAUGCUAACCAACAAGCGAGGAUCUGUCAUGCAUGAAUCUGAUUGGCUGAAACUGUUUCGAGUGAUUCCUGAUUGGCUGACCCAGGUGGCUGCACUGAUGACAGUUAUAGGUUCCGGCCAGUCUCAUGAGGAUCGGAGCAAUAGAAAGCCUCAUGUCUCGGUCGUUUCAGGUGAUGUGUUUAAGAUGAUUCAACAAUGGGUCUUGACCACAACUUCUGGGGCUGAGAAGGACAACAUACAGCUUACACAGGAAAUGAUUGAUCUCCACAAAGCCCUGACCAUGUGGAUAGUGAAUUUGCUGACUUUGAUGGUACCUGACCACUCCUCCAAUAAAGGUCUCCUAGAGAAUGAGUCAGAAGCUGCUAAGGAUCAGGAGCUCAAGAGGCUAAGGGCCUAUAAACUAGAGGAAGAAGCUAUGAACCUGGUUCCCAAACUGAGCAGAUUCUCCAGCUAUGUAAUGAGCUGCUGCAAGGAGUUGGUAGAUGUUAUAGUUCGGAAGAAACAAGCUGAAUUGGAUUCAGACCACAAUUAUGAGCUGCGGGAGCUGGAGAAAAUCAAGACCGAGUGCCUUGAUUGGAUUAAUACCUGCAAUCUCCUGCUUUCUGAAUUCAAAGGUUCUCCAGUCUCCUUACUGAGUUUAGAAGAGCAGAGGAACCUGUUUGGGCCUCAGGAGACCCAGCCACAGAUGCACUCAAUUGUUGUGGAUUCUUUACCUGAAGAAUUUUCUGAGACUUCUUCUGAACUUGGGAAAGACAAAACUGAAGAUGUUGAUGCUGAUAAGAAAUCUGAGAAAGGGGAAGAAGUGUUAGAGGAAAAGCAGGAGCUACCUGUGCCAGAUGUCAGCAGUGAUGUCCCAACUGUAAGCAGUGAGGUAACUGAGGACACCAUCAGGUACCUAGGACAUGACUCCAACAUCCAUUUGAAAUCCCUCAAGUCAACAGCGGUGUCGGUCUCUGGGAAAGAGAUGACUGCCAGCAAGUCAACAACCCCGUAUUCUCAAAAGGAGUUUGAGACCUUGGCUUCACUAGAACGUCUGCAAGAGCAGCUCUUAGAAGCUGAGAUCCGUGCUCAGAAUGCAGAGGAGAGAUCAGAAAGCCUGGAUGAGCAUCUGGAAGAAGCUCUGGGGAGAAUCCAGGAUCUAGAGAAACAGCUGGAAAAAGCACUCAAAGCCCAGGAAGUAGCACCAAAACCAGAAGUACCUUCCCAAGAAGAAUCCAAGCCAACUUCUCAUAAACCAUCUGCUGCUGCCCGGUCCAAGAAAGCCAGCAGACCCAAACAUUAAAGAGUAGCAAUGCCCAGUGAAGGUCGUUUGGUUCCCAUUUGUAGUAGACUUUCAGCAUAACACUGCCCAUCUCUGAGGCUCCAGAUACACUUUAAUUCCAAGUUCUUUAGUAUAGCAAAAUGACUGAAUGCACCCUCCCAAGGAGAGCUUUAGACAAAGCACUGGAGAGGAUCUUUUCUAGGUUUAUAAAUUAUCUGAAACUCCCACGCUGAGUAACGCAGUAUUUUAGUGUAGUUGCCGGUCAUAACUGGAGACUGGACUAGAACAGAACUUGUAGAAAAGGCUUUCAGGCCUUCUCAACAUUGCUGUUAGUAGAGUCUUUAAGAGAUCAGGUCAUAAACUUAUCCCAGGCUAGCUGUACUGCCACAAUUGGAAUUUUGGGAUUAGUUGUCCAGAUCUCAGAUCCAUUCAUAAGUGCUCAGCUUGUGAACAUAAAUCUUGGGAUGGUUUCUUCCAGGUAUGGAAACAAAGGGAGGCUCCUGGACCAGGUCUUUCUCAGAGUGGGAUACAGGAUACUUUCUAAGUACUUAGAGGGGAGGUUUCCAACUAAUUUAUACAAGCGCAGUGUAUAGAAAAAGAAAAAAAGUUCUGCUCAGUGUUGCUUGAGAAAUAAUUAAGGCAGCAGACUCAGAAUACCUCUUCUGAGAGCCAUUAUUUCCAUGGUUAUCAUCCUUUUACAAGAUGUCCAUGGCUUUUGAUAUGUUGGGACGUCUGUUAACGUGGAUGGUGAAUUGGAGAGGAACAGCUCUGUCAGUUUGAUUGAGACUCUUAAGGAAACAACCCACAGGACUGCCCAGAAGGGUUAUAGAGACAACGCUGCCAGGACACAAAGGUGGAGCCCUGCUGACUAAUGGGGAGAGUCCUAAGUACUAAACCUCCAAGGCAAUGCAGAAUCAUCAGGACAAGAAAAAGAGCUGAUGGCAGGGCAGCUCCUAACACUGUAAAACAAUGACUGUGGAAAACAAAGAUGAAGCAGCUUGCACCUACAAAAAGGACUUUGGGGGUGGGGUGUGACAGGGAGUAGUAAAAUCCCCUACAGUCACAAAGUGUCCCCAGAGCAUCCAAACUACAACGGGAGGCUGGGCCUGCAAAGAAAGUUUGAUUACUACAGCAAAUAUCAGUGACCUGCCCAGGACUUUGCCUUGAUUGGUUUUAUUGCCUGUUAUUGCCAGGGCUUCUCCGGGACUUUGCCCUGUUUUACCAUUUAUAUAUACACACAGCCCUACUCUCUGCUUUUCCAGGGCUCUGUAUAUGUAGAAAUGUUAAAGAUGCACCUCUGUUGCUCCAAUGAAAUGACCAAAUGUCUUAUUAGCCAGUUAUUAGCCAGUAGAGACUAUUACAACUUGAUUCUCAAGUUUACUGGGCCUGAGGAUCUCAUUUCAAAUCCCUGUGUUUGGCCUUAUCAUUAGCGUUUGCAUCAUUGCAUAAUGACUUAAGAACGGUCUGUUGCAGGUGCAAUAGCAAUUAAUAAGAAGAGAUGUCCAAUAACUAGGCUUGAUCAAGUUAUUAAUCAAAGAUUAAUACAGCAUAAUACAGAAAGGAAGAGUCGAUAUGUUACCAACCCCUUUGGAAGACAGCAAUGGCAGCGGUCACGCUGUCUCAAAAUUCUGUGCUUCCCCCUGCUGUGUUUCUACCUAACUGGGAAGAGUUCCAUCAGUUUCCUAGACCACUUUACCUAAUACACCUUUUUGACUGUUUUCUUUUACUGUUUUUCACUGACAAUGAGGCUCAAUACAUUUUUACCCCAGGAUGCGGGAAGUAUGUUGUAAGUUUCAAGAUGGCAUAUGGUUUACAUUUUGACAGUUAUACAGACCCUGCACAUUACACAAAAACAGAUGCAUGUACGCAAUAUUUUUUAGGCAUAGUGUUUUAGAAAUUAACAAAGUUUAAAGGUAUCUUAGGUUUUGCAUUCUCCAGCACAGAUACGUAGCAGAAGACAGGAGUUCUUACAAAGGUCACAGCGUCUACAUAGCAUACAGUUUAUAGAAUUUAACAUGAAUAUAAAGGACUUCCGAUAUAACAUA
Messenger RNA from Gopherus evgoodei (Goodes thornscrub tortoise), 5322 nucleotides. It is a transcript of the gene AXDND1, whose product is annotated as axonemal dynein light chain domain containing 1. The transcript has 26 exons. The coding region runs from base 122 to 3298 and encodes 1058 amino acids. The record is from RefSeq and is a predicted model, not a curated record. Lineage: Eukaryota; Metazoa; Chordata; Testudines; Testudinidae.